Molecule: messenger RNA, 327 nt
Organism: Giardia duodenalis
Lineage: Eukaryota; Fornicata; Diplomonadida; Hexamitidae
Exons: 1
Coding region: 1-327 (108 amino acids)
Source: RefSeq, a predicted model, not a curated record
AUGCUUGGCAGAUUUGUGUUUGUUGCCUUAAUUAUCCAGUUUAUAUGGGCACAAACAUCAUGUGGAGUGGGAUUUUCCACUACUAACUACAAGGACAGAUCCAAUAAUUGUGCCAGGAUAAAAAUCUUUGACUCUAAUAACGAUAAGACAAAAUGCGCAAAUUCUAAUAUUACUAAGAGCGCGGUGGUCUCAUUGGAUUUUUCUGCUGCAGGAAGACGUAACUUAGGUAGUAAGUGCGCUAAUUGUCAUAUCUGUUCGGUGAAUCUAUACAGGCCCCGAUCUGAGCCCAAGCGAUUGAGCCCACCCAAUCGCCCAGUCGCGGAUUAA